AUGGGAGGGAUCUCGGGUUUUCUUACAAAUUUCCCCUCUUUUAUCUACUUUUUGUUGUCUCUCCUGGAAAGAAUCCCUGUCAAAUUGCCUAUUUCAAUUGAGAAAAUAGUUUCUCGUGUUUCUUAUCCUCGCACCGGCAGGCACUUGCAGCGCUAUGAUAACAGAGGCUUCCGAUUAGUUGUUGGGUGCAUUCCGUACAGAUAUAGGAAAAUGGAAGAAGCAACUUCAAUUGAUGAAGCGAUUGAAGUUCUUGUAAUCAGUGCACAGAAUGGUCAAGGAAUGUUAUUCCCAAAGGGCGGAUGGGAAAAAGGUGAAACCAUGGAAGACGCAGCCAGACGAGAGACACUUGAGGAAGCCGGUGUCCGUGGCAAUAUUGAAUGUAAAUUAGGUACAUGGUCGUACAAGAGCAAAAGGCAAAGUAUAUUCCAUGAAGGCCACAUGUUUUCUUUGCUUGUCGAGCAAGAGUUGGAUUACUGGCCUGAGAAAAACAUCCGGGAACGGAAAUGGGUGACAGUCUCUAAAGCUAGAGAAGAAUGCCCUCAUUUUUGGAUGAGGGAAGCUUUAGAACAGUUAGUUCGCCGCCAUACACAGCCUCGGCCGGAGGAGGGAAGUAAAUAAAACUGCUUGCCACUAGAACAACUUUUAGCAAGCAUAGUGUUUGUUCUUUGAAUUUGUGAGAUUAGAAUGGUAGAUCAAUGUAAAGAAGAGACAUCAGAAUUCAACCUUGGAAGAGAGGAGGAAUGUUGGAGAUUAAUCUAGUGAUUUGGAAUUAUUCCAAGUGCUUGUUACGCCAUUUUGGAUUCUGAGUUCUGGUGCCACAGGCAGUAGAAUGGAUUCGAAAAAACAUACCAAAAUGUGUUGAAAAUCUCAGAUGUACAAAAUCAAUUUUUUUUGUUCUAUUCAGUAUGUAGAAAAUUUUGGUUCAUUCUUUCAGUUAAUUCGAUCUUUCAAUUCAGUAGGUUUCUCGUUUGAAUCAAUGCAAUCAGCUUGCAGCUAACCGUGCCAAGGAUUUGUUAUUUAGCUUUUAACAUUACUUCUAAUGGUCUUGAGAAAUUGGAAAUGAAUCAUUGUUCAUAGAUGGCAAAUUGUUUAUAAGUCGAAAGAACUCAAGACUGCAACUGGAAUAAGUUUGCUUUUACUGAUUGAUUUGAAACGAGCUAGACAAUGACUACAACUGGAAAGGUUACAAAGCAAUCAAAUUACAUGUCGACUUAUUCUAAUUAUCUCCUGCGGCCUCCGAUUUUCGUCGAAGAUGACGUCCGCUAUUUGAAAUGCUCUUUAAUAAGACAAAACUUAAGAUAAAACACUCUAUUAUUAUUAUGGGGUUGGCAGACAAGGAAAUUUGGCUCCCGAUUACGAAGAUGAACAUUUGGUUUCAGAUUAGACUAGGGGUCUCAUUUGGUUUAAGUUUAGACAAGGGUCUUAUUUGGUUUCAGACAGAGGUCACCUGAAAGAUAGGCGGAUCCAUUAAGCGAGAUAGAGUGUCCACAGACAUGUCAAAGUCUGAAUUGGUUUUAGUUCAGACAAGGAUCACCUGAAAGAUGAGGUCACCUUAAAGAUGGGUGAAUGCUGAUAUUAUCCCGAGGAAUUAUAGGCUGAUCCAUUAAGUGAGAUGGAGUAUUCACAGACAUCAUAAAGUUUGAAAAAC
Messenger RNA from Durio zibethinus, 1648 nucleotides. RefSeq names its product nudix hydrolase 4-like. Lineage: Eukaryota; Viridiplantae; Streptophyta; Magnoliopsida; Malvales; Malvaceae. Gene Ontology annotation, cellular component: nucleus; cytoplasm. Gene Ontology annotation, molecular function: pyrophosphatase activity. The record is from RefSeq and is a predicted model, not a curated record.